Molecule: messenger RNA, 2064 nt
Organism: Melanotaenia boesemani (Boeseman's rainbowfish)
Lineage: Eukaryota; Metazoa; Chordata; Actinopteri; Atheriniformes; Melanotaeniidae
Gene: perm1b
Product: PPARGC1 and ESRR induced regulator, muscle 1
Exons: 3
Coding region: 103-627 (174 amino acids)
Biological process (GO): response to muscle activity; regulation of DNA-templated transcription
Cellular component (GO): nucleus; cytoplasm
Source: RefSeq, a predicted model, not a curated record
UCUCUACUGUGCAGGAUCCCAAUUUUCUCCUGCUCUCAUCCUACUGUAAGAGAGCUCACAUUCCCAAAACAGCACUACGUUUUGAGUGCAAACUGCGAGGAAAUGGAUAAAAUUUCUCCUUUUAGGGUUGCAUCUCAUUCUUUCAUCCAGACAGAUCUACUUGGAUGCUCGGCAGUAGCAGCGGGUGGAUCUCACAGUUGGAAAAGUUUGCUGUCAUUAAGGAAGAUUCGCUUUCAUGACAAAGGAAGCAUCUGGUGCAGAGGGUCAGGAGCCUGGAUGUUCCCAGUUGAGAACGAAGAGAUCCCAAUUAGGAGAGAGAAUCAGACAGCGGUAGUGCUGAAUGAGAGAAGAAUAUGUCCAGCUUCCUCUCAGGUGUACAGAGAGCUGAAAGAGCAGCAGAGGAUCUUGGAAACUAUUUGUAUAAAGCGAGAGGGCAUCUUCUCCUCAGUGAAGCAGUCAGAUAUGUGUUUAGUCUGUAUUGCCUUUGCCUCUUGGGUACUAAGAUCCUCAGAUCCAGAGGGUGCUGAUGCCUGGAAAGCAGCUCUACUAGCAAAUGUGAGUGCUCUAUCAGCUAUUCAGUAUCUGCGGCAGUAUGUGAAGAAAAAGGAUCCUCCUGAUGACCUCUGACAUGUACACAGAAAGUCAUUUCCAAACAUUUUCACUUGGGUCCAUCCAUAGAAAAAGAUUUACUACUGAAGCUAAUGAACGCAGGAAAAAACACACUUCCAUAUUACAAUACAGUUAAACCCAGAAAUUAUCCACUACAGUGAUAUAAUGAAGAUGAGGUCUAAUAAUGGAAAUAUUUCUAAUGUUUCUACUGUUUGAGUUUGAGAUAUUUGGUAAAAUAUUCAAAAGUCUGCUGUGUCAUUCCUGAGCGCCAACAGGCUCUUCUGCAAAUUAAUAAUUGAAAAAGUCACACACUUUUUACACUGGGUCGCAUGUUUCUUCAUUACACUGGAAUCUGUGUGGGAACCUUUUCCCUUAAAUACAUACGCACAAAAUCCCUGACAGAUGCACCAUGUACUCAUGUAUGACUGACCUUUGCUAAAAGAAUAUUAAACUAAACUGUCCUCCGCAGGAUUAUAUUAUAUGACACUAUAUUGGACAGAUGGCCAGGACUUAUAUUCUCAAUUGGAACAGGAAUGGGGUUAAAAGCAAGAAACAGGGUAGAAUUGUCAGAAGACAGUUUCAGGAUUUUAGGAGAAAAAUAUAUUAUUGUCAGCUUUAUUGAUUAAGUAAUAAGUCUCUAGGUUUGGUAUACCUCCUUUGGGUAUGCUUUUUAGUAAAUGGACCAUAAUGUACAGAUGCCACAUUGGUUUUAUGCAAAUCUCCUGGUUUUAUAUGUUUUACUGCUGCAGUUGUGCUCAACUGUAUCUGCAGUUUGUAGAUUUUGAAAGCAAACUGAUGCAAAGUGUGUGAGGAAUGAAAGCAAAAAGUGGGCUAAAAAGGUAGAAAAAAAGAUGUGCUGUAUAUGUUGGUCUUAUUUGAAAGUGCAGCAUGUUGUACAGUAUGGAAGGAUGGUGUGUCUGCUACGCACGCUAGAAAUGCUCAAUUUUUUCCCCUUGAAAUGUUAUUUGAGUGAUUUUUACUAGAAUGCCACUAGAAAGUCUGCUGUUUUUAAACAAAGCACAAGUCAAUAGAACUAAAAUAAUAGAAGAUCAGAGAUUAGCUUGACAAAUGGGAAAAAAAAAAUAGUUACAUUAGUAUUUUCUUGCUUCUGGCUUCAUUAAUCAACUCAGAACUUUUUGAAUUUAUAUCAAGGCUUCUAGUGGGGAUCCUCACCCACGUUUUGAGAACCAGUUGUUGGUCUAAAAUGCUGUAGAGUCAAAAGACUAGCACAGGAUUCGAUGUCAGGCUGCAGUGAAGCAAAUGUAAAGUCAAAGAUUUUUGCACAGAUGGCUUUUAUCAAAUAAAAAAUGUGAAUAAAUAAAUAAAUAAAUAAAAAGACAUUUUCCCUUUGACUUUUUUAAACUGUUGCUAGUCAUCUUUCAAUGAUUGUGUAAACAUGAUAUAAUUGUUGUCAUAUUUUAAAUUUGCCUGUAAAGACUGGACUUCAAAUGAUGU